Messenger RNA from Trichoderma breve, 1425 nucleotides. Its product is annotated as fungal specific transcription factor domain-containing protein. Gene Ontology annotation, molecular function: zinc ion binding; transcription cis-regulatory region binding; DNA-binding transcription factor activity, RNA polymerase II-specific. The transcript has a single exon. The coding region runs from base 1 to 1425 and encodes 474 amino acids. Gene Ontology annotation, cellular component: nucleus. Gene Ontology annotation, biological process: positive regulation of transcription by RNA polymerase II. The record is from RefSeq and is a predicted model, not a curated record. NCBI's taxonomy places the organism in Eukaryota, Fungi, Ascomycota, Sordariomycetes, Hypocreales, Hypocreaceae.
AUGGUCCGCCCAGACAAGAGAUGCGAUGGGUGUUGGACAUGUCGACUUCGCCGAAAAAAAUGUGAUGAAACACGACCUGAAUGCGCCAAUUGCACUGGGCUGCAAAUUACUUGCCAUUACGGCAGGCUAAAACCCGAAUGGCUUGAUGGGGCUGAGAAGCAGGAGGCUAUGGCUGCCAAAAUCAAGUCGCAGAUUAAACAACAAGCCGGCUAUCGUCGAGAGAAACAUCACGCUUCAGCAGUAGCCAUGAGCUUUGCAGCAACAGCCCAGGAAAGAGAAGAUUCCGAAUUCGUCAAUCUCUUCCCGAGACAUGACCUCUCUUCAGAUGAAGCGAGAUCCCACAUUGAUGCCAUGUGGCCAAAUGCGACAACUACAUUAGGAGGCGAUGGCCAAGACUCGAUGGGGGUCGACCUGAGUAAACACGAAAUUCCCGAGACUCUACCAGGAUUCAACUUUGCAUACAGUCCCCAGUUGGGGUCCAGGCCUGGCUCAGAGAUACUCUCGUCCUGGGGAGAAGAUGAGAUGAAUCAUCUUAUGAGAUACUUGGACCAUGUGUUUCCGUUUUUAUUUCCAUUCUACCGAACCAGUCUGCUUGAUCCCGGACGAGGCUGGAUCUUCCAACAUAUUGCACAGAGCAGGGUCUCUUUUCAUUCAGUAAUAGGUAUAAGCGCCUAUUUUUUCAGCGUUGCUCUAAGCGAAAAAUAUUCAGGACGAGAGCAUGAAAUGUGCAAGACAGUAGUCUGGUCCAAACUCAUACAACAAGCGGAUAUGUGUUUCGAUAUGUUGCAACAGGAUAUACAAGAGCUGAAUGACCGGGGCGAUGAAGCAAGCUUGUUAGAUAAAGUUCGAGUCAUGGAGAGUAUUGUCCAGUUUCUCAUUUUUGAGAUGGCAGUAGGUAGGUCGGCAAACUGGGCCAAUCAUUUAUCGCCUACCAUCGCUCUCUUCCGAGGCAUAUUACAAAAUCACGACCUGAACAACUCUAUAUCUCCAUUAGUCGAUAUUUUGAGUAAGAUUGCUCAGCGUCCACUGUAUGCCCUCAAGAAAGAUCAUUAUGUUUGGGACAAUAGACAAGAAUGCUUUCGAUUCUUCGCCGGCAUUCUUCUCUUCAUUGACACUAUAGCGAGCACCUCUCUUAGACGGCCACCACAGCUACUGGAGUAUCAUCCACAGUUUCUUACCGAUAAAGAUGAUGGAGAAUACAUCAAGGGCGAGGCUCCCAUCCGGCUAUCUAGACUUGUUGGUUGUCACAAUUGGGUUAUUCGUGUCGUUGCAGAGAUCUCGGCGUUGGAUGUCUGGAAGAAAGAGAAUAUGAGAAUGGGCAGCUUUGAGACAGAAUUGGCUGAGCGUGCUCGCUACAUUGAUCAAAUUCUUGAGGAGGGUAUUUUACAGAUGGACAAUUAUUACGCCACCGAUACAGGUAUGUGA